Penicillium brasilianum is the source of this 1043-nucleotide messenger RNA. Lineage: Eukaryota; Fungi; Ascomycota; Eurotiomycetes; Eurotiales; Aspergillaceae. The record is from the annotation of a GenBank genome assembly.
CGCCCCUGCCCCCUGCUUGUAACAUAGCAAUAGGCUAUUGAGAAUCAUGUCUAGCGCAGCAGAGCCCGUUCCUGUCGCAAAUCCACCAGUGGUGUCAAAUAACCCUGACCCCAACCCGUCAACAGUAUCGGCCCCAGUAGCUGAUGACGUCAAGGUGGCUGAUACUAACAAGUUCGAUGAGGGCUCAUCAAACAAUGAGCCGCCAUCAGUGGAAACAAUCCGAAAGGUCGAGGACUAUGAGGUAUUCGAUAACAAAGGCGAGAAACAUUUGUUCAAGAGCAUCUACGAUGGACCCGAUACAACGGGGCGCGUUCUGGUGAUUUUCAUCCGCCAUUUCUUCUGUGGGAGCUGCCAAGACUACGUUCGCGAACUUGCAGAGUCUUUCAAGCCCGAAGAGCUACUGCAACUUCCUAAGGCAACGUCCCUCGCCAUUAUCGGCUGUGGCGACCAUGGCUUAAUCGACUUCUACGCCAAAGAAACCGGAUGUACAUUCCCCAUCUACGCCGAUCCAGCCAACGCCCUAUACGACGACCUGGGCAUGACAACGACCUGGGACCUCGGCCCAAAGCCAGAGUACAUCCGCAGAAGUAUGGCUCGAGUUGUCGCAGGCUCGAUCAUGCAGGGGCUCAAGCACUUAGGUAGCGGACUUGCUACGAAAGGAGGAGAUACCAAACGCGUGGGUGGUGAGUUCUUAUUUGAACCGAGCGGCGAAGAUGGAGGGAAGAAGAUUACGUGGUGUCAUCGGAUGACGAAUACGCGCGACCAUGCUGAGAUCAACGAGUUGGUAAAAGUGCUUGACGCGGAUGGUAAGAUAUUGUUACAAAAGGCGUAAAGUAUCACGGUGGAGGAUCAUGUUGUUCGAGACUUUGUACUUUGAGAUUGCACGUUAUGGCCGUACGCAGGUUACAGACAGACGAGUAGUUUCACCUCGGAAGAGCAUUUAAUUCGAGUGGGAGAGCAGGAAUUUCCUUAGUGGCAUUGGAAUACGCCGAGGGAUCUCAUCCUAUUGUGAGAUAGUUUAACGAUGCAAUUUAAUCAUAACG